UUUUAUUCUUCACAAAAAAAUUCAUUUUCAUAUGUGAAGAGGGAGAAAAAAAAAGGCAGAUUUUUCAUAUAGCAUGUGCAUGGAGACUACUAUUUCUAACACGGAAAACAAGUCCGUUUUGUCAAAAUUGAAGAACAAAUUCUCAUCGAAAAAGUCGAUUGCAAUCGACGAUACUACUAUUAGUCGUAAUAAUACUCUUUCUGUGAGUAUAAUUACGACUAGUAGUAGCGAAAAUAACGAUCAAUUGGAGAGGGUAUUUACGUACUUUGACGAGGACGGAGAUGGAAAAGUGUCGCCAGCGGAGCUACGGAGGUGUGUGAAGGCGGUAGGCGGAGAUUUAACGACGGAGGAGGCGGAGAUGGCGGUGAGGCUAUCGGAUUCGGACGGGGAUGGGAUGUUAGGGUUAGAAGAUUUUAGUAAAUUGAUGGAAUUAGGAGAAAAGGAUAAUAAAGAGAGUGAGUUAAGAGGAGCAUUUGAGAUGUAUGAAAUGGAAGGAAGUGGCCAAAUUACCCCUAAGAGUUUGAAGAGGAUGUUGAGUAGACUUGGUGAGUCUAAAUCUAUUGAUAAUUGCAAAGCUAUGAUUAAAAAAUUUGAUCUUGAUGGUGAUGGAGUUCUUAGCUUUGAUGAGUUCAAAGUUAUGAUGAAUAGUUCUUAAAAUAGAGAGUUUUUAGAUUUAGAGAUCAUGUGUGUAUAUAUAUAUAUAUAUAUGAUUCUUUGGUCUUUUCUUGGUUGAAGAGUUCCACGUCAGACGUAGUUAGGUUCAAAUUUCAUAAUAUGGUAAUAAAGCAAGAUUCGUUACAA
Molecule: messenger RNA, 801 nt
Organism: Solanum stenotomum
Lineage: Eukaryota; Viridiplantae; Streptophyta; Magnoliopsida; Solanales; Solanaceae
Product: putative calcium-binding protein CML19
Exons: 1
Coding region: 74-655 (193 amino acids)
Molecular function (GO): enzyme regulator activity; calcium ion binding
Source: RefSeq, a predicted model, not a curated record